Prunus avium (sweet cherry) is the source of this 1718-nucleotide messenger RNA. NCBI's taxonomy places the organism in Eukaryota, Viridiplantae, Streptophyta, Magnoliopsida, Rosales, Rosaceae. The record is from RefSeq and is a predicted model, not a curated record.
CCAAAAAAACCUACACACGCUUUUCAACAGCUCGCGCACUUUGUUGGCGUCCGCAACCGCAACUGUCUAUCUCUCUCUCCUCUCUUACACAAACUCUCUCUCUCUCUCUCUCUCUUGCUCUCUCUUUGUCACUCUUCUUAAAACCCUAGCGCCCACCAAACCCAUGACAGGAUGAAACACUACAAAACGCGCGUUUUGCUCUGAUCGCAGCUUGCUCCACCAGCCCACGAAGAUCUUGAUACUCCGUUCCACGCUCUUCCCCUCAAUUUUACAACUUUAACACUGUCACUGCCACUGCCACUGCCUCUGUUCUCUUCGUUGAGCAAAGGAAAGGAGAGGAAAGGAAUUUUGGUUUUGGUGAGAUCGGAGGAGUGAUGGUGAUGGCUGAGAAUGAGGCUGGGGAUGACCAGAGGGACCUCAAUGUCAAUGGAGGUGGGCCCAAGUCCCCAUGGAAGACUCCGGUCACUGUCGACGCCAAGGCGGCCGAGGAUGCUCCCGUCAUGGGGGCUGAGUCCUGGCCUGCUCUGGCCGACGCCCACAGGCCCAAAAAUUCAGAUGCUGCCGCGAAGCCGCCGGCCGCAGAGCCGUCUCCCUUGCCUCCUCAGGGAUUUGUCAUGCAGCAGAAGUCAAAUGGGUCUGGAAAUUCUAAUGCUUCACACAAGCAUUCAUCAUCACAACAUCACCAAAAAGGCCCUAGGCGCAACCCAAAUGCCGCACCUCCUUUUCCAGUACCCUUACCUUACCAUCAACCACCGCUUCCUCCUGUUUUUCAUACUAUGGUACAGCAGCCACACAUUGCUGCUUCUGGGUAUGCUUACCAGCCAUACCCUGGACCCAUUCCAAGUGUUGAAAAUCAUAUUGCAAAAUCUGGAUGUGAGACCCCAGUGCAAGCUUUUGUGCAACCAGUUCAGCCUCAACCACGAGGGAAUCCAAAUGCUUAUGGUGCCAAUUUUUCUACUAGAAGACCCAAUUUGCCAGAACCCGGUGGCCAUUGGAAUCAUACUUGGAAUCAUCAACGACCGUUUAACCCCAGAGAGAACAUUCCUGUGCAACAGGGUGUUGGACCUAGGCCUUUCUUAAGACCUCAUUUUUUUGGUCCAGCUCCAGGAUUCAUGGUCGGCCCAAGCAUUCCUGGUAAUUAUAGCAGUGCUGAGCUGUCUUAUUUUGUUUUCAAUUAUGUAUUUGCAGUGAGAUGUGUCUUGUUACUUUCCACGCAGGAAAUGAAUACUCUCUAUAGAUUUUGGUCUUAUUUCCUAAGAAGCAUGUUCAACUCUUCGAUGUAUGAUGAGUUCUGGAAAUACGCACAUGAAGAUGCUGCUGCUGGUUAUAAUUAUGGAGUCGAGUGCCUUUUCAGGUUCUAUAGUUAUGGUUUGGAGAAGGAUUUUAGAGAGGAUCUGUAUAAGGACUUUGAACAGCUCACAGUUGAGUUUUACCAUAAAGGCAAUCUCUAUGGCCUUGAAAAGUAUUGGGCAUUUCAUCAUUAUCGUGAACAACGGGAUCAGAAAGAGCCUCUAAUGAAACAUCCAGAAUUGGAUCGUUUGCUCAGGGAAGUAUACCGUAGCUUGGAUGACUUCCGUGCCAAAGAGAGAGCCACUAUGAUGAAAUAGAGGAGUCAUCAGUAGCCAGUAGCAAGUAAUGCCUAUAAUCAAUCCCCCAGCGACAUUGAAUUGAUGGCAUUCCAAUUUUGAAAGACUAUUCUGACAGCUUUACGAGGGAGA